CUGGACCGUAUGACACUGUGCCUGUCAAGUUGCGCACCAACAUCGAUGCCAACGACGAGAGACUAUUUGCUUCACCUUCUUCAUUCAAACGACUAGGCAUUUUCUCAAACCUUCAGCAUCAAUUUCUCGGUUUCAAAUGGAAAACGUCCCGGACCCUGAGGGCAUACCGGUAGAUAGCCCACCGACACCAAAAGAGAUACCUUCAACCACUUCACCUUCGCCAAAGGAACCAGAAAGUCUCAUCAAGCACAGUGUUGAAUAUGUCAACAGCUCAUCCGACGAAAGAAUUUCGUUUGAUGGAAACAACGAAGAGACCAGCGAGUACACCGAGCCCCUCGUUCUGGAGUACAUCGAAGUUCGCCGGACGAAUGAGUCAAUCGAGGCUUUAAAGUCCACCCAAGAUUCGAAGAAGAAAUUGAGAGAAGUGGGCAAAGGCCACCCCUACAUCCGAAUUCUUUCUCCAGCCGUAAAUGAGGCCUUGCGUUGCGUGGUUGACUACUAUCCCGAACUUGACCUUUCUGGAGAGGUCAUCGAAAUCUAUGCCCCGUAUGCGGUAUUUUUCUUUUUCGAGAAGCAGUUAACAGAGUAUCGUCAACGACUGGAAGAAAAGUCCUCCGAGUAUGAGAGCCCACCAACAUGUGCGAAUAAAUUCGCGGCGAAGCAUAUUGCUAUCGCUCAAGAAUUUGUCAACAACAAGUAUCAAAGCGCUGUUGAAGCCGAACGCGAGCGUCAUUCCCGGGGAUACGCCACGUACGAUAUGCUAUGGCUGCUCUACAAGCCAGGGUCUGACAUAUUCUUCGACAUUCACCUCGUGGAUGAGCAUGAACCAUAUGUGAUGAUGCAGGUCAAUUUCGUCUUGGUAGAUGGCACAACGGACAAAUUCGGCAUCACAGCCUGGAACAUGGAUGCGAACUCUACCUGGGUUGGACCCUCACAGAUUUCCUCGCAUGUCACCCGCUUCGCCGGGGAGAAAGAGAUCGUGUCCCUCCAGGCAUACCCUUGUGAGUACCUGCGAUUUACAAAGGACAUCACGGAACAAGAUGUCAUUGACAUCGAACGCCAUUUCAUUGAACGUGGCAAGAAAUGGUUCGAUACUCGACGCAAGAAUGGCUGCUACUAUUUUGACGGAAUGAAUUCAUACUUCCCCAGACGUCAAUUCGUGAGCUAUGCCAUGGUAGAUCCCAUUCAAUAUUACAUGCGCAACGAGGGCCAGUAUCAAACGGAAAGAAGACUCCUCAUGGGUAGUGUUGAACACCCGUCAGCCCCCUUCAAGAUUUGCUCUUGCAAUCGCUGUGAAGAACUCAUCUACAAACACGCUGCAAAGCCACGAUUUGAGGGUUACCGCCACAUCAACCCCCUGGUCGCUGAGGGCUUGACUGAUCAUCAAUAUUUUCUUUGUGACAACACAGUUGAGGCAUUUUUGUUUAAGACGCGGUCAUGGGAGCUCCUCAACAUUUCGGGAUUCGAGGAACCUUCGUUCGACAAAGGCCUCUUCGAGCGCCUUGUCAUGAAAGAGUCCACCAAAGAUUUGAUCAAAAGCCUCACCCGAAUGUAUAUCCGAGAUGGCACAGGUCCAUCGCUUCAGGAAGAAAAACCCUUCAUCAAAAUCAUUGAUGUGCAUAAAGUUGCCCACGCAGGGAAAUCGCGAACCACCUGGUCUGCCGACUUCAUUCAAGGUAAAGGAGAAGGGUUGACCUUUCUCCUGCAUGGCAAACCAGGAGUUGGAAAAACUUAUACAGCCGAAUGCAUUGCCAACUUCACAGAAAGACCACUACUGUCUUUGACUUGUUCCGACAUUGGUGUUGAGCCAACGGAAAUCGAAGCAAACCUCCUUAAAUGGUUCAAAUUAGCGGAGAAAUGGGGCGCUAUCAUGCUGAUUGACGAAGCUGACAUCUACAUGGAACAAAGGCAGGUGCAAGAUAUAGCGCGUAACCACUUGGUGGCAGGUUUUCUCCGUGCUCUUGAGUAUUUCAAGGGUAUCCUGUUUCUGACCACCAACCGUGUGGGAACAUUCGAUGAAGCCUUCAUUUCUCGCAUCCAAGUGCAGCUAUAUUAUCCUGAAUUUGGAGACGAUGAUCGCGACAAAGUUUGGGACACCUUUUUUCAGAAGUUGGAGGAAGAUCGCGAGACAACAAUGCGAAUCCCUCAAUCAACAAAAGACUAUGUGCAGUCUCGGGAGCUCCGCGAACUUAAAUGGAAUGGGAGAGAGAUUAGAAAUGCAUUCCAAGUCGCGGUUGCCCUCGCCGAGUCCCAAGGAGAGAAGGAUCGUGAAGGCCGUGUGUUAAUCAAGCGAGACCACCUCAAGGCCACUGUUCAAAUGUCCAAGGAGUUCAAGGAAUAUCUUCUUAAACUCCACAAGCAGGAUCCAGGCAAGAGAGCUGCCAUGUUGGGUAACAGAUAUGACGCGUAUGACUCAACGGCAGCUUCGGCAGACAAGAAGGUUUCGGAGAAAUAUUAAGCUAAGCCCCUGGUUUAUUGAAUUCGAACUUGGCUUCCUUGAUUUCGAUAAUAUCGCUGUCGCAUCACAAUCUCAUUUCUAAUAUUCUUACACCA
Molecule: messenger RNA, 2553 nt
Organism: Ilyonectria robusta
Lineage: Eukaryota; Fungi; Ascomycota; Sordariomycetes; Hypocreales; Nectriaceae
Exons: 6
Coding region: 137-2458 (773 amino acids)
Molecular function (GO): ATP hydrolysis activity; ATP binding
Source: RefSeq, a predicted model, not a curated record